This is a messenger RNA of Parastagonospora nodorum SN15, 1194 nucleotides long. RefSeq lists its product as hypothetical. The transcript has a single exon. Bases 1 to 1194 code for a protein of 397 amino acids. Lineage: Eukaryota; Fungi; Ascomycota; Dothideomycetes; Pleosporales; Phaeosphaeriaceae. The record is from RefSeq and is a predicted model, not a curated record.
AUGAGGUCUAUUAUCUUCGCCCUCUUGCCUUUGGCUGGCCUUGCCUUCGCUGAGUCCUCAACCUGUGAUGCCCAGCGUAAGACCGUCACGAAGACGCAGUAUGAGUACCAGACCGUCACUCCUGUUUUGGCCGAAAAGGGAAGAGCCACACCAGAGGCUGUCACCUCGUCCUCAUGCUCCAGGCGUACCGUCACGGCCACCAAAGUCGAGAAGGUCACUGUCACCGUCGGUGCUAGCAACACGGACCCGGGGACUAUCGACGUGACGAGCAUCAGCUACAAGACUGUAAAGACCACUGUCACCGUCCGUCCUUCCGGCGCUCCACCCGCCGCCUCCCAUGCGUCUUCGUCCCUACAAUGGGGCAACUACCCCAACGCAACCUACCACGCUUCUAGCAGCGCAAGAUCGACAUUCUUGACUUCUAGUAGCGCACCUGCGACACCGACAUCCGAUCUCCCCUCGUUCUCUGUCAUUGGCCAAGCCAUCCCCACCUCCGAAGCUGCUCCUGCUGCUGCUGCCACCCCCAAAGUAGCCGCCGCCGCACCCCAAGAAGCACCUGAGACGGUUCCUGGCACCUCAAGCGCCGCCGCCGGCUCCAAGCGUGGCGAAGCCACUUUCUACGGCGGCAACACCGCUGGCGGCAUGUGUUCCUUCACCGGCUAUACCAUCCCAGCUGGACUCUUCGGCACCGCGCUCACCGACUCCGACUGGGACAGCGGCAACGCCUGCGGACAGUGUGUGUCCGUUACCGGACCCGACGGCAAGACCAAGAUCACUGCCAUGGUUGUUGACCAGUGCCCUGGCUGCGGCCCGCAUCACGUGGAUCUUUACCCCGACGCCUUUGCUAAGCUCGCCGACCCAUCCAAGGGCAUAAUCAACGUGUCCUGGGACUUCGUCCCAUGUGGUAUCACGACGCCCAUCGUGCUCAAGAACAAGUCCGGCACCAGCAAGUUCUGGUUCAGCAUCCAGGUCAUGAACGCCAACGUGGGCGUGUCCAAGCUCGAGGUCAGCACGGAUGGAGGCGCUAGCUGGAAGGCGACGACCCGUAAGCCGUACAACUUCUUCGAGCAACCGAGCGGAUUUGGAACAGAUAGCGUGGACAUCAAGAUUACCAGCAUUGACGGUAAGACGGUGGUUGUCAAGGGCGUCAGCGUUACGCCGAAUGCGUUGAAGACGGCUGGUGGGAACUUCUAA